CACCCAGCACACAUACAACACACACACACAAACACACAAUUGUACAUUCGGACGGAAGCGAAAAAUUGCAUUGGCGACCGAGACGCAACAAAUAAUUACUGGAAUGCGCGCCUCCAUUCCGCCCGGUGUACGUGUCGUACGCGGCCCAAAUUGGAUUUGGUCGAACCAAGACGACGGAGAAGGUCACGUUGGCACCGUUUGUGAAAUUGGACGCUGUGGAUCGACACAUUCACCGGAGAACACGGUUGUGGUUAAUUGGGAUUCUGGACAUCGCACCAACUACAGAGUGGGCUAUCAAAGUCAAUACGAUUUGAUAAUUGUGGAUAAUGCACAAGUUGGUGUUCGUCAUUCAAAUGUUGUUUGUGAUGGCUGCUCCAAGGCGGGCAUAGCUGGCAUUGUAUUCAAGUGCGCUCAAUGCACGAAUUAUCAUUUGUGUGCCUUCUGCUACGGCGGUAAUAUUCACGACUUAGAGCACACUUUUGUGCGAUACACUACCCCGACUUCAUUGGGUGUACGCGUUCCGGCAAGGAAAGGCUCACAGCGCAUACAACUGCGUGGCAUUUUUGUGGGCUCGAAGGUUGUGCGCGGCCCGGACUGGGAGUGGAACGAUCAGGACGGCGGUGAGGGUAAAACGGGUCGGGUUAUGGAAAUACGUGGCUGGGACAACGAAUCGUGUCGCAGUGUAGCCAACGUAUCGUGGGUAACGGGUUCAACGAACGUCUAUCGUUUAGGCCACAAAGGAAACGUGGAUCUUAAGUAUAUAGCAGCAACUUGCGGUGGUUAUUACUACAAGGAUCAUAUGCCAGUUCUGGGACAACCCGAGGAACAGCAGCCCAUCGUGGCCAUGGUCAAGCCAAGCUUCUCUGUGGGCGAUCGCGUCAAGGUGUGUCUCGAGGUAGACGCGUUGAUGAAGCUGCAACAAGGGCACGGUGGCUGGAAUCCGCGUAUGGUCGAGCAUCUGGCCAAGCUGGGCACAGUGCAUCGCAUCACCGAAAAGGGAGAUAUACGAGUCCAAUAUGAAAACUGUCCCAAUCGUUGGACCUUCCACCCCGCCGCCCUCGUCAAAGUGGUUUCGUUUCGCGUGGGCGAUUUAGUGACAAUCAUAAGCGAUGCAUCUAAAGUGCAGCAGCUGCAAAAGGGACACGGCGAAUGGAUUGAUAUCAUGCGCUAUGCUCUGGGCAAGCUUUGUAAAGUGGUUAAAGUAUAUUCGGAUGGUGAUCUGCGCAUACAGCAGCUGGAUGAUGGCUUCGAAUGGACACUGAAUCCCAAAUGUGUUAAGCUGGAGCGCUCACCAUUGGCCACUGCAGCUGAACGUUCCAAUAGCAUGAUGGAUCUGAGCCAUCGCCGUACGGAUCAUGUGAUGACACCACUAUCGGGUCUCUCUGGCAGUUCGGUGCCCGACAAGCUGGUCCGAGAAGCGGCCCAGGGCCAUUUGGAUUUUGUGAAGCAAUAUCUGGAUGUGAAUCCUAGUCAAGUGGAUGUGAUGAGUGGCGGCAAGGCCUGCAUACAGGUGGCCUCCCAUCAGGGUUAUGUCGAGCUGGUCACCUACCUCAUCUCUAAGGGCGCCAAUGUGAAUGUGGUGGACAAGGAAGGCGAUUCAGCUCUACACUAUGCCGCCUUUGGUAAUCAGCCCGAGACGAUGCGCGUACUGCUCGAGCAUGGCGCCGAGGUGAAUUUCCUCAAUUCAAGCCACUGUUCGGCUCUGCACAUUUGCGCGCACAAAAAAACGCCUCAUUGCGUGCGAGAACUGUUGCAGCACAAUGCGAACGUCAAUAUUCAGGAUUCGUAUGGAGAUACAGCACUGCACGAUGCCAUUGGAAAGGAGAAUACGGAAGUCGUGGAGCUGCUUUGCAAUGCACCAAAUUUAGAUUUUACUGUGAAAAACAACCGUGGCUUCAAUGUGCUUCAUCAUGCGGCUCUGAAGGGCAACGUGGUGGCUGCUCGCCGCAUUCUUCAGCUAUCACGCCAAUUAGUCAAUGUGCGCAAGGAUGAUGGCUUUGCAGCACUGCACCUGGCUGCUCUAAACGGACAUGCACAAGUGGUGGAGACAUUGGUCACCGAAGGACAGGCCGAACUAGAUAUACGCAACAAUCGACGACAAACACCAUUCUUGUUGGCUGUCUCCCAAGGACAUGCGAGCGUUAUAGAGCGCCUGGUUAAGCUAUCGUGCGAUAUAAAUGCCAAGGAUGAGGAUGGCGACAAUGCCAUGCAUCUGUGCGUCAUUAAGAAAUCCAAUUUACAGCAGGCCGCCGAUCCCUCACCAGACGAGGCACCCGAAAUACACAAGUUCUUCGUCAGCCUCGCCCAGACGAGCGUACGCAGUGAGGAUCGUUUGAUGUACAGUGUACUGAUCUAUCUGUCACGUCAUGGCUGUCGAGUCGAGCUGAACAAUGCGAACGCUAGCAUCUUUGAAUGGAUCACUGAUCGCAAUAUACGACAGUUAAUUUUUGGUCAGCAAACGGUGGAACCAAAUGUGCCAACGACAGCUCCAACGCCACUGCAGCGCAAUAUGCAAGCCUUAGAUAUAAGAGCAGCAGAUGAAACGCCACCGAACGUUGCUGGCGAUGAAGCAGUGGCGACAGUUAGUGCAAGCACAUUAACUUUACCACCACCGCCGCCGAAACCUAGUGAGGUAUCACCCGCGGCAGCUGGUCUACAGCCUUCACCGGGCAACAAGAAACUGAAUUCGGAUGCAGCCAGCACUGGCGCGUCGCCCCAGAUAGCGCCACGUAAAAAGGCGCCCAAACCGCCAGUGCAAUCUGGAUCAGAAACAUCGGGAGCAACGAGCAGCGAGUCAAGCGGAUCGCUGAAGGCAUCGCUGGCAGGUGCAACAGCAGCUUUGCCGGGCAUAAUAUCUAGCCAGCCGGAGUGCAUUGUCUGCAAUGAGCCGCUACAGUUGGUGCGCUUUGAGCCCUGCCUGCAUCAGAUCGCUUGCGAGGAAUGCAGCAUACGCAUGAAGAAAUGUUUACGAUGUGGCGUUGCCAUUGAGCGACGCAUCGAUGUCAACGGUCGCCAAGUUGUUGGCCAUCAAUUGUCAUCGACAGCGUCGCCCAGCGAUCAGGCACGUUUGCCAUCAGGCGAUCUGUUGCGUUAUCUUGAAAACAAGGUGCAGGAAUUCGAGGAAUCACAUUUUUGUGGAAUAUGUAUGGAACGUAAACGGGAUGUGGCCUUCCUUUGUGGCCAUGGAGCGUGCUCCCAUUGUGCCGAAACAUUACGCACCUGCCACAUGUGCCGCAAGACAAUACUGAAGAAGAUCAAUCUGUACUGAGCACUUACUCAGUGCACUCUAGCAAUACGCAACCAAAGUGGCUUGUAUAUAUACAUAUAUAACAUAAAUAUGUUAACAAUUUAAUUAUUAUCAAGGAUUUACGUUGCGUGCCAACCACACCAGCUGAUACCAUCAUUCGUUCCAGAAACCUUCAAGCAUGAAUUUACUAUCCAACUUUAUUAUUUAUUAAAUACCACCAACAACAACAACAAUUAUUUUGCACGCACACACAAACAUGUCGAAACACGCACAUGCACAUACACAUGUCUAUAUUCUACUAGCAUCGUUUAACGACAACGAAACCCCAACUAAAAUAUGAUUAGAUGAUUAAUAAUAUAAGCAUUUUAAUUGCAAUUUAUUGAUAUACAGAAAUUUAUUGCUAAAGCGAUCUUAACUUUAUAAAGAUUACACAGGAAUCGACAUUAUUAAUAUACAACAAAAUAAUAUUUAACUA
Molecule: messenger RNA, 3722 nt
Organism: Drosophila hydei
Lineage: Eukaryota; Metazoa; Arthropoda; Insecta; Diptera; Drosophilidae
Gene: mib2
Product: E3 ubiquitin-protein ligase MIB2
Exons: 7
Coding region: 104-3268 (1054 amino acids)
Biological process (GO): protein ubiquitination
Cellular component (GO): cytoplasm
Molecular function (GO): ubiquitin-protein transferase activity; zinc ion binding; protein binding
Source: RefSeq, a predicted model, not a curated record